This is a messenger RNA of Strongylocentrotus purpuratus (purple sea urchin), 1102 nucleotides long. It is a transcript of the gene stimate, whose product is annotated as store-operated calcium entry regulator STIMATE. NCBI's taxonomy places the organism in Eukaryota, Metazoa, Echinodermata, Echinoidea, Camarodonta, Strongylocentrotidae. The record is from RefSeq and is a predicted model, not a curated record. Gene Ontology annotation, cellular component: membrane. Bases 165 to 1025 code for a protein of 286 amino acids. The transcript has 6 exons.
CUAGGUCCCAUCCAGAUGGCAUAAUUCCAUGAUUUAGCUUUUCAACAUUCAUACCAAAUUAUUUUACCAAUUAGAACUAAUCAAACUAAAAUUUCUAAAUUGAAAAAAAAAAGGGUCAACGAGGAGAUCUCUUUCACUGAAGUCAAAGCAACAAAGGUACAAUCAUGGCAAUGCCCACAAAUGAAUCGUCCACUGACCACUGCAAACCGGAAAAUUUCACAGAUCGUUUUGGAAUGCUCGAGCAAGGGAUUCUUGCAUUUCUUGCCUUCAGUUUUUUGAUACUUAAGAGACUAAGAGAACCCAAGGAUGAGAGAAGGCCUUGGAAGAUUUGGUUUUUCGAUACCUCCAAACAGGCUCUUGGUGCUGGCCUGAUCCAUGUCUUCAACAUUCUAUUGUCAAUGAUUUCCGUGAGAGGAGAUGCCUGUACUUGGUAUGUCAUAUACUUCUUACUGGACUCCACCGCCGGGCUCUUGUUCAUCUACCUACAAGUGAGAAUCGCCCAGAGGAUCUUUAUAAGGUGUGCAUGCAAGGCACUGAUGUUUGGAGAGUACGGGGACCCUCCCAAAUGGGAUGCUUGGAUCGGACAGUGUGGUGUCUUCAUCAUCAUCGUCAUCAUAGAAAAGAUUGGCAUCACUCUACUUACGUUUAUUCCAUUCUGGACAAAGGUCGCUGAAAUCUUACUGAGUCCUAUACAUAAUCCUAAAGUAGAGUUGACAUUGGUGAUGCUCAUCAUACCAUUCAUUGUGAACACAAUUAUGUUCUGGGUGAUUGAUAACCUCUUGAUGGGAAAGAGGUCAAAGUUGAAAGGUCACGACAAGGAGAGUCGGGGCUUGAACGGGAAAGACCGGAAGCAGAGAGUGCAUUACUACCGCAGCGUGCCAGGAAAGUCGUCGGACGGAUCAGAGUCAGAGGUUCUGGUCUCAUGUGAUGAUGACGACACCAAGGCAUCGAACGGGUCGCUAUUGGUCAGAGAGCCAGAAGAGGAGAGGUUGAGUGGGAAGAGAAUAAAAGAAAAUUAUUUAUAGGGGAUUUGGGUAAUUUAUUUUGUUGUAUUGAAAUGUUUUAUUCUGCAAAGUGCUAUAGAAAAUACUCAUAAAGCCUG